Molecule: messenger RNA, 270 nt
Organism: Colletotrichum phormii
Lineage: Eukaryota; Fungi; Ascomycota; Sordariomycetes; Glomerellales; Glomerellaceae
Exons: 2
Coding region: 1-270 (89 amino acids)
Source: RefSeq, a predicted model, not a curated record
AUGAACGCACCAAUCCAGUCCCCCAAGCGCCAGGACUCCACAUCCUCCAUCUCCUCCUCAUCGUCGCACAUGUCCACAAACCAAAUGAUGGCGCCACCUCAACCCAACGGUCAGCAACCCCCUUCAACCGAGGCCUUCCUCCGCGACUUCACCCUCGUCGCCGAGGCCGCGAAACGUGCCCAGAUGGCCGUCAUGAUGCGCGACUUUGACGAUGAGCUCUCCCCGACGUCCCGGCAAGCUUUCUCCAACUGGCUCAGACCGUCUUUUUGA